AUGCCGAAGCCGAUCAUCCUACGGAUCGGCGAGGACAUCAAGUACAACCACGACUUCUACAACCAAGAAUUUCUGAAGAAGUACGAUGUAAUCUCUAAUCCUCACACAGAUCGAGUGUCGUUUAUCACAGCUCUAAAGAACAAGGAGUUCGGCGAUUUCUCAGCUAUUUUCCGACCACACUUUCAGACAGGUGGUGAAAUGGGACAAUGGGACGACGAGCUGAUUGCUUUACUCCCUCCAUCUGUUCGUAUAUUCGCUUCCGCUGGGGCGGGAUACAACUGGGCAGAUACCGAAGCACUAGGAAGACGCAAGAUAUGGUAUGCCAAUGGUGCUGGCGCAUCAGACGAGGCUGUCUCUGACACAGCACUCUACUUCAUUCUCUCAGUCUUUCGUAAUUUCACUAGGUCUCAGCUAGCUGCUCGAACUGCAGAUCCUGCUGUGUUUCAAGAAACACAUAAGCUCAUCGCAACCAUUUCGCAGAACCCAGCUGGUCAUAUCCUGGGUAUCGUAGGCCUCGGGAGCAUCAGUAAGAAGCUCGCCUACAAAGCUAAAGCCUUGGGUAUGGAAAUUCAUUAUUACGACGUUGUAAGGUUAGCCUCUGAGGAGGAGACGCGGCUCGGUGUAACAUUCCAUGAGACGCUUCAGAGCCUUCUCGAGGUGGCAGACUGUGUCACACUACAUACACCACUCAACAAGCAUACGAAGAAUCUCAUGAACAAGAACACCAUUUCCAAGAUGAAACCUGGAGCACGGCUGAUCAAUACUGCCCGAGGCGAGGUUGUCGAAGAGGAAGCACUCACAGAGGCUCUCAAAUCUGGCCACCUAUCUGCUGCGGCAUUGGAUGUCCAUUACCACGAGCCACAAGUCUCAAGAGUAUUGGCAUCAAUGGAGAAUGUGACGCUUACUACUCAUGUUGGAGGUGGUGCGUUGAAUACAAGAAUCAAUUUUGAGUUGAAUGCAAUGAAGAAUAUCAUGGCUGUUGUCGGCCACGACGGACAGUUCACUGGCAAGCCCUUGACGCCUGUUAAUGAAGCAGCGUUUGUGAAUGCCUAA
This is a messenger RNA of Lithohypha guttulata, 1053 nucleotides long. RefSeq lists its product as uncharacterized. Gene Ontology annotation, molecular function: hydroxypyruvate reductase [NAD(P)H] activity; NAD binding; glyoxylate reductase (NADPH) activity. The record is from RefSeq and is a predicted model, not a curated record. The transcript has a single exon. The coding region runs from base 1 to 1053 and encodes 350 amino acids. Lineage: Eukaryota; Fungi; Ascomycota; Eurotiomycetes; Chaetothyriales; Trichomeriaceae. Gene Ontology annotation, cellular component: cytosol.